Messenger RNA from Theobroma cacao (cacao), 3334 nucleotides. It is a transcript of the gene FPA, whose product is annotated as RNA binding protein. Gene Ontology annotation, molecular function: RNA binding. Lineage: Eukaryota; Viridiplantae; Streptophyta; Magnoliopsida; Malvales; Malvaceae. The record is from RefSeq and is a predicted model, not a curated record.
GAGACCCGCUUCGUUUCCAUCGGUUCUCUUUUAUAUUCCUUUAUCCGAUUUCCUAACAUUGUAGGGUUUCAGAUCUCUCUCUCUCUCUCUCUCUCUAAACAAUUUCUUAAAACCCUAACUUUAAAGUCCCUAACAAUGGUGCCGCCUAUGAAGCAACACAAGCUAGGGAAAGAAUCGGAUGAAUUGGAAACACCGUCGAACAAUUUGUGGGUGGGGAACUUGUCGGGCGAGACGGUGGAUUCGGAUCUAAUGGAGUUGUUCAACAAGUACGGCCCACUCGAUAGCGUCACAACUUACUCGUUGAGAAGCUACGCUUUUGUGUUCUUUGAGCGCGUGGAGGAUGCGAAAGCGGCGAAGGACGCGCUUCAAGGAGCGACCUUGCACGGAAACCAGAUCAAGAUUGAGUUCGCUCGACCGGCAAAACCUUGUAAGAAUCUUUGGGUUGGUGGAAUUAGCCAAACUGUUUCUAAGGAAGAAUUGGAAGAAGAAUUUUGCAAGUUUGGUAAAAUUGAAGAUUUCAAGUUCCUUAGAGAUCGUAAUACUGCAUUUGUUGAGUAUUUCAGAAUGGAAGAUGCUUCCCAGGCCAUGAGAAGCAUGAAUGGGAAGCGAAUAGGUGGUGAACAGAUACGUGUUGAUUUCUUAAGAUCCCACCCUUCAAGAAGAGAACAAUGGCCUAAUUCUCAUGACCUCAGAGAUGGGCCUUUUUCUAGUAGGAUGGGGCCUUCCGAGGGCCAUUCCAUGGCAAAAAGACUGCAUCCUCAAUUAGGUGGCCGAAGAGGAGAUGGUCAGCCUAGCAAUGUUUUGUGGGUAGGUUAUCCUCCCUCUGUGCAGAUUGAUGAACAAAUGCUUCAUAAUGCUAUGAUUCUGUUUGGUGAGAUUGAGAGAAUUAAGAGCUUCCCUUCAAGACACUAUGCCUUUGUGGAGUUCAGGAGUGUGGAGGAAGCUCGGCGUGCAAAAGAGGGCUUACAGGGUCGUUUAUUUAAUGAUCCAAGGAUCACUAUUAUGUUCUCAAGUAGUGAACUUGCACCUGGGAAAGAUUACUCUGGCUUUUAUUCAGGCAUAAAGGGGCCAAGGCCAGACAUGCUCUACACUGAUCAUCCAUUUAGACCUUCACAAGUGGACAUGUUUGGUCAAAAUCAUUCAGUAUUACCAAAUUCAGUAUCUGGACCAUUACCACCUGGCAGCAUUCUUGGAUCAAAUGUGUCAAUCAGGCCUUUUAGUCAUCAAGGUAGCUAUGAGCCUCUUGUUUCGGGUUCAGAAUUCAACGAUUUAUCUGCACAUCAUAAUAUGCAGGACGCUGAUCCUAAAACUCUUAUAAGUCCAAAUUGGAGAAGGCCUUCUCCUCCUCUCCCUUCUGCCCAAGGUUUUAGGCCUCCAAUGAGACAGGCUUCUGGGUCAUGGGAUGUUUAUGAUGUGAACCAAUUUCAGAGAGAUGCAAAACGUUCAAGGAUAGAGGCUUCAUUGCCUAUUGAUGAUACUUCUUUUCCUUUAAGAAAGAUGGAUGAUCUUGGGCCUGGCUCAGACCACUCAUAUGGGCUUGGGCCAGUAAUUGGUGGAGCUGCUUCAGGUCCAUUUGCAACUAUCCAAGGGAAGGGUCGUCUAAGUCCGGUGCCUGGAAAGGUCACUGCUGGUGGACCUGGACUAGCCCGUCCUGAUAAUGAUUACAUAUGGCGUGGCAUUAUUGCUAAGGGUGGAACACCAGUUUGUCAUGCUCGAUGUGUUCCCAUAGGAACAGGGGUAGAGACAGAACUUCCCGAAGUUGUUAACUGUUCAGCCAGAACAGGAUUGGAUAUGCUAGCAAAACACUAUCGUGAGGCCAUUGGAUUUGAUAUAGUUUUCUUCUUACCGGAUAGUGAAGAUGAUUUUGCUUCAUACACUGAAUUCCUCCGCUACCUUGGCUUAAAAAACAGAGCUGGUGUUGCUAAGUUUGAUGAUGGGACAACGUUAUUUUUGGUGCCUCCAUCAGAUUUCUUGACAAAGGUUCUAAAAGUUGUAGGACCUGAACGGCUCUAUGGUGUUGUUCUAAAAUUGCCUCCGCAGGUGCUUAGUGCUACAACACUGCAACCACAUCCACCUCUUCUUUCUCAGCCUGAUUAUAGUCUUUCACACUUGAAGGAAGAACAGGCUCUACAGAUGGAGUAUGGGAGGGUUUUGCAUGAGGAUACCAAACCUCCUGCAAGACCCCUUGGGCAAUCUACCAUGCAAAGUCAACCACCCAGUAAUACUGCAGCACUGUCCCAAACUGGUGUUGCUUUGACACCAGAUCUGAUUGCUACUCUAGCUUCUUUACUCCCGACAACCUCACAAUCUACUGCUGUAGGAGGUGUUCAGCCUCCAUUGGUGACAUCAACUACACAGUCCCCAUUUGCUCAAACCCUUGCACCUAAAGGAGCUUCUGCACAAACUUGGAACCAGGACCAGCAAGCUUCUGAACCUCCACCCCCAUCUUUCCAACAGUUUAAUCCUCAGUUGCAAUUGCCACCAAUUCAGCAUUACUCAUCUAUAUCAAGUACACCCAACCAUUCUGCGCAAAUGGCCGUUGGGAGCACUCAGUUUCAGGAAUCUGAAGGUAGCCUGCAACAGCAAGGUGCUGCAUCUUCAAGGCCAUUGACUAAUUUUAAUACUCCUUCUCAAAGUGCACAUGGUGCAGUUUCUGCCCCUAUCAGCCAGCCGUAUCAGCCUGAAGUGCCUUCCAACACACAGAAAGGCUAUGGAAUGAUGCAUGGGGUAGAUGCUUCUGGGUUGUAUGGUGCACCAGCUUUUCAGCAACCCAGCAAUCCUAAUGUUUUGUCUAAUCAGGUUCAUGGUGCAAAUGUUUCCCAGCCACAAAAUGUCAUGCAAGGUGACAGAAAAAAUUUGGAGAUUCCUAGUCAAGUACAGCAGCUGCAAUCUGUGCUUUCUGGAGCUGGCCAGGGCACAUCAGAUGUGGAGGUCGAUAAGAAUCAGCGAUACCAGUCAACACUGCAAUUUGCUGCAAGCCUUCUCCUCCAGAUUCAGCAGCAGCAAACAAAUACUCCAGGCGGACAAGGGACGGGGAGUCAGCUGUGAAAUCUCCUUCAUCUAGGUAAAUUUGAGCUGUUUUGAUGCCUGUAUUUAUCGACCGUUAACGUGAGUUUGCGAUUAGCCGUUUUGCGUUUGAGAAGACAAGUUGGUGGAUUUGCUUGGUGAGGGUGGAGACCUGGCUGCUUCGUAAACAAUCAUCGACUGUUAGAUUAGCUGUUUCCAUGAGGAUGUACAAAUUGGUUUUCUUUUUUCAAUUCCAGUUAGCUUUUGUCAACGAAUCUUCUCCUUGAUUUAUUCAAUUUCCAAUAUUUAGACCAUAAUUUAUGUGCAA